ACCAUAUUAGUUGAUUGAGAAUGUUGGGACGUGGUGUCUUGACGUUGUCAAAUCCCCUUAUUUUUAGAAAAUAUAAAACCUGCCUCAUCCAACCAAGCUUGUCCAUCAAAUGUUGCGGUAUAGACCUUCAGUAAGUCUUCUGCGUCAACUACACCGUCAUCGUUUUGAUCGAGUGCCGAAAAUGCCUGCCAGAGGACGUGCUCUUCUGACAUCUUCAGGCGUGAUUAAGGGAGCGACUGUUUCGAAACUAUUUGAAAAAAAUACCGUCUGUGGCCGAGUGACUGACGGACGGACCUCAACUUUGACCCCACCUGCACACAACUCUCUCACACUCGCUUACCCUUUUCUCCAUUUCUCAUCAACUGCCAACUGUAACAAAAUGGAACCUUGGACUCAAGCGAUUGAUGACAUUUGCUGGCAACAGCGACCUUCCGCUGUCCUGGGCCAACGAGACCUUCAAGCUAACCCGUAUUUAUGGUUCCCAGACGGUAAACUCAACACUUGCUACAACUCAGUCGACCGACACGCCUUGACAAGUCCGAACACCGUUGCUAUCCAUUGGCACUCGGCUGCCACCCAGUCAAAAUUAUCCGUUACAUACGCAGAUCUCCUCACGCGCGUCAAGGAUGUGGCUGGCAUGCUUGCCGAUUAUGGGGUCAAGAAAGGAGACACCGUGGUAAUUUAUAUGCCAAUGAUUUUGGAAGCGGUUUACAGCAUGCUCGCUUGUGCUCGACUGGGUGCUGUUCAUUCUGUAGUGUUCGGUGGAUUUGCGCCAAAGGAACUAGCAAAGAGAAUUGAAGACUGUAAACCGAAAGUUAUUCUGAGUGCCAGUUGUGGAAUUGAGCCCAAGCGUGUUAUUGAAUAUAAGCCUUUACUGGACGAAGCAUUGCGUAUAUCUCAACACUCUGUUCCCAUCCGAGUUAUCUAUCAACGCCCGGGCCAAGCUCAAGCUAAGUUGGAUUAUCAAAGCGGCGACCGAAAUUUUGACCAGGAGAUUGAAAGAAUUCAGCAUGAAAGCAAGGCAUUUCAACAAUGCGUUACCGUGGAUAGUUCCGAUCCAUUGUACUUGUUGUAUACCAGUGGAACCACAGGCAGACCAAAGGGUGUGGUUCGGUCCAAUGGUGGACAUGCGGUUGCCUUAAGAUGGUCAAUGGAUUACAUCUUCGGCUUACAGAAGGGAGAUACCAUCUUCACGGCUAGUGAUAUUGGAUGGGUAGUGGGUCAUACGUAUAUCGUGUAUGGACCCUUGCUGGCUGGCCUAACGACAGUAUUAUAUGAGGGAAAGCCUGUUGGCACGCCAGAUGCCUCUGUUUUCUGGAAGAUAUGCACUGAAUAUAAUGUGAAAGCAAUGUUCGCUGCCCCUACGGCUAUUCGUGCCAUCCGUCGAGAAGAUCCCGAGGGCAAGUUUGCCCACCGCCAAGAUUUAUCCAAUUUACGUGCUCUGUUCUUAGCUGGAGAGCGCAGUGAUCCAGUUACAAUCCACUGGUGUCAACAACUCCUUGGUUCCAGCAAGCAAGUUAUUGACUGCUGGUGGCUGACGGAAACUGGCCAACCUGUAACUUCAACCUGUCUGGGAAAGAAUGCUCAACUCUUCUCUAUCAAACCAGGUUCCGCUGGAAAACCUGUGCCGGGAGCAAAUGUAUGUGUACUGGAUGACGAUGGUGCGCCUCAAGAUAAUCCCAAUACUUUCGGUAACUUGGUCAUUAAGCUUCCGAUGGUUCCAGCCGCCUUUACGACACUUUGGAACAAUGAGCAAGGCUAUUGUGAUAGCUACUUUAAACGUUUUCCUGGGUACUUCGACACUGGUGAUGCUGGCAUGAUCGACGAAGAAGGCUAUGUGCAUGUGAUGUCCCGCACAGAUGAUUUGAUCAAUGUUGCUGGUCAUCGUCUUUCAACCGGUUCUAUCGAAGAGAUUCUAUUAUCGAAUACUUCUGUUGUGGAAACCUGCGUUGUGCCUAUACCUGAUAAUCUAAAGGGACAUGUUCCACUAGCCCUUGUCGUGACAUCCGGAAAGGUCUCAAAUAAUAUCAAGCAGGAUCUUGUAAAGGCAGUGCGUAAUGAUUUGGGAGCAAUAGCAUGUCUGGAUAAAGUGGUUGUGGUCGCACGGUUGCCUAAAACUCGAAGCGGAAAGGUUUUGCGUCGUUGUAUUCGUGACAUGACGGCUGGCAAUCCCGUUAAUGUACCAGCCACCAUUGAAGAUGCGACGGUCCUGACCGAUAUUAAAGCCGCCUUGCAAAAAGAAGGCUUGAUUCCGCAAACAAAAGCCAAGCUAUAAUAGCUACCUUACAUUUCCGAAAAUAAGAACAUAUCUUCCUCCUUUGUACUCCAAAGUUCAUACCAAGUAUAACUAUGCACAGUACAGUAAUUAUCAAACGUAUGAAAUGAAAAUCAAGAUGUUUGAACCGUGAAUUCAACCAGUGUUUGUUUGCCCAUCAACCUUUUAUUUUAC
Umbelopsis ramanniana AG is the source of this 2449-nucleotide messenger RNA. RefSeq lists its product as uncharacterized. The transcript is spliced from 6 exons. Lineage: Eukaryota; Fungi; Mucoromycota; Umbelopsidomycetes; Umbelopsidales; Umbelopsidaceae. The record is from RefSeq and is a predicted model, not a curated record. Bases 110 to 2275 code for a protein of 721 amino acids.